AUGGUGCCGGAGGAAGUAAACCAAUUUCCGAAGAUUGAUGAGUUCGAUUUCUGCCUGGUGGUCCCAUUAAGUUCCGAGGGUGCGGAGCCAAGCUCUUCUAAUCCGACGUUGAAGUAAGUUAUCUUCUUAAAAAAUGGGCCAAAUUUGGAUAUUUGAAUGUUUUCGUUGUGAGACAAUUUUUUUGAAAAAGCUUAUAGAAUUGGUCAAAAAUCGCCGAAAAAAUGUUGUUUCUGGUAGGGAUAGUUAAAUUGAGAUCUAAUUUAUACAACUUUUACUUUUAAAUUAAUUAUUUGCAUAUUAAAAUCACAAGUUUUGGUCCCACCACGAAAAUCUGAAUUUAUCAAAAAUCGGCUGGAAAUUGAUAAAUAAGAAGUCCCCAUAACCAAUAUGAUUUUUUUGAUAUAAAAUUUGGUAAUUUACACUUCAAAUUUUACAAUUUUUUGGUCUCACCACGAAAACCUGAUUUUAUAAGAAAUCAAUUUUAGCAAAAACAAUUCCGUGGAGAGAGCUCCCUUCGACCAAGUCCAUCUAAAAUUAGAAGGCAUUUCGACUGUAAAUGGAGCCAAAAUCCAAUUUCGAUGGAACAAUUUCAACGUUCCGGCUAACGUCAACUUUUAUAUCACUGUAAAAACAUGGCUACAGGAUGGACAGAGUGACAAGAAAUUUUGUGAAGUCGGUACGUGAACUUUUGAUCUAUAUUAUUUAAAAAUAGAAAGAGUAAUGGGAACAUCUGUUUUGACAUAUGGGAUAUUAUUUUAUAUUAUCCUUGUCGGCGGCGUUCUUUUUCAAGAGUGUUAUGUUUGUUUUCCCAAAAAUUUUCUAUCGGGUUUAAGUGAACGGCAUUGAGAAUGACUUAAUGGAAGGCUUGGAGGGCAAAGAAAUGACUCUAAUGCAAAAUUUGAGAGAAAAAAGUUUUCGUGGCGGGACCCGGAGGUCAUAAUAAAGUAGGCCGAAUUUACGGAUUGAGAAGUAGUGUAGACAAUUUUGGCCCUUCGUUCACUUUUAAGCUUUAAAAAGAAAAAUAAAGUGCGGCAAUUUGAGAAACAGUUCGGAUAAUUUUGGGUCCCGACACGAAAACAUUUUUGACUGAAUUUCGGGCCGAUUUGAUAAAAUUCUGAUUGGAAAUCGCUUCACUAGGCGUUUUUAAGACAUUUGAAAUAUGUUUAGGCAAGUAAAUUAAAGAAACAACACACUGAAGGCUUAAAAACUGUCUCUAAAGUCAAGUAUAAAUAUAAAUAAUCUCUAAAAAAUAAAAUCCUACAAAUGUCAUCAAAAGAACAAAAAAAAUUCAGAGAAGUCUCGAGUCCUCAACGAGACCAUUCGAUUUUCCAUUGAUCUGGUUGACAACGAAGAAUUCCUCAAAAAUUGCGACGACUUUGUUUGUGUGUUCGGACAUAUCGUCAUCCGCCAAUCGUUGAGAGAUGCCCAAGCAAGGGUGCCAUCGGUCGAGCGAAAUCAACCAAGAAUAAUUUGUGCGCAGCUUACGAGAAUGCUGCAAUCUCAGGCCUUUACGGAUUGUGAGAUACGAUCGGAUGGGGAGGUGUUCAGAGUGAGUAUUUUUUGAUGUCUUUACCGAUUUUUCAAGUUUUGGUUGUGGGUCCCACCAAGAAGAUUUGUAAUGUCCCAAAUUUAGGUUAGAAUCAUCGGAAAAAGGGUGACAUAUAGUCUCAAUGGUCUUAGAUACUAGUAAAACAUUUUUUACAGUAUUAAAAAGUUUUGCGGGUCCCACCACGAAAACCUGAAAUUUCAAUCUUCACCUCGGUACAUCGGAAUUACGAGUUUUGUAGCUUAUUGUUGUAGAAGUUGCAUUUUUCUACAUUUACGAACCGAAAUAAUAUGAUUGGUUCGAUGAAAAAUAAACUCGGUAAUAAUCCUAAAAUUCCAAUUUCAGGCGCACAAAUUGAUCCUAGCCGCCAGUUCAAAGGUGUUCGAGCGAAUGCUGAGUGGGCCAUUCGCCGAUGCCAAGAGCUCAAUUAUUGAUCUGGAGGAUGUGCGGGGCAAUGUUGUUGAAGCCAUGUUGUCAUUCUUAUAUACGGGUUCAAUUGCUCAAUUUGACGAUGUUGGAAGGGAGUUGCUUUACUUGGCCGAUCAGUAUCAUAUUCAGGUUUGUUUUGGUGGAAAUUUGGAAUGGUUGGGGUGGAUUUUGAAAAUAUUAAAAAAUAUGUCAUGAUGACUAAAAAAAUUGAAAAUUAGAAGGACUAAAAUUUUUGACGGUUUUAUUUUGAGCCAUGAAUAAAAUUACGCUCAGUUUUUUUGAAAUUUUCAGUACGUAAAGAUAAGUCAUCAUUACCGAUUUUUUUGUAAAUUUUGGUAAAUCUACUGUCAGUUUUAGGUCACAAGGGAUGAAAAAAACGUAUUUUACACCUUAUAAGAUUGUUGACUUCUCAAAAGGAUGAAAAAAAAUGUGUCAUCAUGACGGAUUUUUUGGAAUUUUUGAAAAAUCUUUCAAAUUUUCAAUUUUUGUGUUAAAGAUGACUAGUAGUAGCCCCGUAUUUUAAAACACUCUAAAAAAUUUUUACACUCUAAUUUUACCAAAUUUUUUCAGAAUCUCCUCGAUUUUUGCACGAUUAAAUUAAUGUCCUCGAUGACAUGCGAAUUGGCUUGUGACAUUCUCACCGGACACCCUUCAAUUAUGCAUCUGAAGGCGUUCAAAGCCGGAAUAAUCGAGUUCCUCAUCGACCAUCACAAAGAGUUUAUCCAGACCAAAGGAUGGAAGGACCUGGCCGCUUCCUCGAACGUCGCGCUGCUUACAGAGUUGUUCAAAGGCUUUGGAGAUCAUGUCGACCGGAAUAUCUAUUGA
Molecule: messenger RNA, 2800 nt
Organism: Bursaphelenchus xylophilus (pine wood nematode)
Lineage: Eukaryota; Metazoa; Nematoda; Chromadorea; Rhabditida; Aphelenchoididae
Source: the annotation of a GenBank genome assembly